Molecule: messenger RNA, 480 nt
Organism: Bipolaris zeicola 26-R-13
Lineage: Eukaryota; Fungi; Ascomycota; Dothideomycetes; Pleosporales; Pleosporaceae
Exons: 1
Coding region: 1-480 (159 amino acids)
Source: RefSeq, a predicted model, not a curated record
AUGGAAGAUUUUGUCAGCCUCUGCUACCAGAAGGAAUACUCCGCACGACGCAUGUUCGAACAGCAACGACGACAGGCGAACGGUCAACUGCGAGUUGCUGCACAGGAGUUUGCACGUCGACGACAAGACCAGCCUUCGGCAUACCGCCCCGCGCUGCAACCGCGAACCACCAACGCAAAAGCGCUGCCGGAGCCUCCCCGACCUGCACUAAAGUCGAUCACUAGCAACCGUAUAGAUCGGCCCCUGGCGUACCCGUGCCGACACUGUGGAGGAAAACACAAGGACUUCGAGUGCCCAGACAGACCUCCUCGUCCCAGAACAUACGGUCAGAAACGUGUCGCAUUCAUGAUGGAUCUGCUGGACCAGUACAACGACUGUGAGUUUUCGGACGAAAACCCCGUCGACAUACACGACGAAGACGAGGUUCAGCGAAGCGACGAACAAGACGUCGCCAUGGACCACAAAACGGAAAACGACUAG